UUGUUUCAUUCUACAACAGUGAAAAAGUUAUAGAAGGACAUUUGUAAGACUGAAUCACUCCUUGAGCUUUGUAUUUUUAUCAGAAUAUACUGCAGCUUAGUGGGGUUCUGAAGGCUUUGGACUGUGUGAAUAAUGGCCAUGCAAAGCAGAAAACUGACAGUCAGGCCUGGGAAUUCCUGCAGCACAAAGCAGGCAGGCUACCUGAUGGUACAGAGCAAAUAUGACUUAUGACUGGACAGUUGAUAACGCAACACUUUUUCUUUAGUCUCAGGUGGUAUCACUUGUCUUUAUUAACUUAACUGAUUAUCUACGAAAAGAAUGUCCCAAAAUGGAACAUGACAUGUAAAUUGAAACCUUUUAAUUGUGUCAUUUUUGCUUAAUCAUCCAUAAUGUUUUGAGUUUGUAUGACACUGUGACCUUGAUAACAAAAAAAAAACCAUAUAGUCCAUAUAUCAUGCGUUCAAACAAGUUUAGCUGUUGGGCAAAUUCAGGCUGCCUGAAUUAGUCUUGACUUCAGAUGUUUAGCUGAACAAUGCAGGUUAUUGUAAUGCAUGUAAAAAUGUGUACUUUGUACUUUGUAUAUGUGAGAGUGUCAAGAUAACUGAUACAGGUCAAUAUCUAGGUGAAAAUGUCUAAAUAAAAUACAUUUUGAUGAGCAUUGUUUCAAUAAAAAGCAGAUGUAAACUUAAAAAAAUGGUCAGAUUAAAUGUCUGUAUUUUAAAUACUUUUUUCGUUUAACAUUGCAAGCAACACAACCACAUGUUAAAGAACAUAUCAAAUUUACAACAAGUCUGGGAUUAAGUUCCUAUAAAAGACAUGAGGUAAGGAAACAUUGCUGUUUUUGUGUUGUUGAAGUGACACAAUGCUACGACAACAACCUCAAUGACCUGAAAACAAGAUUAAGCCUGAUGUCCAGGAUCAUAGGCAUGGCCUUAAAGGAAACUAUACACCUACAGUAAGAAAUCAACUUGUGUGUUUCCUACUACCUAGAGUCCAGACAGUUUAACCUGUGCACUCUGAAGUUUACUUUGUUUUUUAUUAUGUCACCAUAAAGCUUUAAUGCACAGACGUGUUUAACCUCUGCAUCUUUGUUCAAAUGUUUAACAACUUUAUAACAGAGGGAGAAGUAGCUUAUUUUCCACAGUCUUAUAUGCAAUCUGAAAUGCUUCCUGAACCAGAGAGGUACUUCCUCUGCUGCCUCACUGCAACCAAAGCCCAAAACAAAAGUCCAGCUCUUAUGUACAGUCUACAGAUGAACUAAAACAUACAGUAUAUAACAUAUGCUGUGUACAUUGUUUGGCACUGUAUGAUGUGUGGUUCGUAGUAUCAUAAUCUGUCUUACUUUCUAAAAGCAUAACCCUCAGAGGCUAGAUCCUGGGACAUUUUACAAGAAUGUCAAACUAACAAAACUCAUAGGCAGAAAACAUUUAUAAAUAUUACUGGGGAAAAUAUGAGUUUGUAGACAUGGGGCCCGAUGAAGUAAGUCCUUUUCAGGACAGCUAGCAUCGGUUAGCACGACUGUUUACCCGUGUGACAGUAGUUUAAGAGUAUACGGUAAUUAUCAAAAUGCUACAGACUAGAGUUCCCGAGUUGGUCAGUUUCAUGUCCACCUACCUAGAUGGUAUUGAUUGACAUUAAUGUUCGAGCUGUUCCACUUGUUGUCAAUUUCGCUACGAUACACUUUUGCUCUCGCUAACGGUGGUCACGGCCAAACCAAAAUAAGCCAAAUGUUUAUUACCAUAAUUACAACGUCAGUUUAACGGCAGAGCCAACUUCUACUGCUGGGCAACUGGUAUGGUUUAUUUCACAGGUAUGUCUCAAGUUAGUCUUGAAGCUGAAUCGGGGAGGACCUCACCCGAGGACCCUCAGAGGGAGUGUGAGGAGUCUGACAAAGCAGAAGAGAGUUUGAGUGAGGGUCUGAAACAGGAGAGUGUAGACAACAGUAGGACAAAUUACUGCUCAGACGAGGAAAUGUAUGAGAUUGAUAUAAACAGCGGUGAAGAAAAAGCGGAAAAGGGUGUGAAGGAUGGCGAAAAGGAGGAGGACAUUCAGAAUGAGAGUGUAGGAUCAUUCAGGGAUGUCGAUGCUGCUCCGGCAUCUGGCAGCGUAGACCAAGGGGCACAUGUGACAAAUCAUGUUGAAGCAGCUGAAACCCCAGAGGAAGGUGGAGAUUCUCACAUGGAAACAAAGAAAAGCACAAUGGCUGAGGAAUCCCACAGAAGCUCAGCCGCUGAGAUUACAGUCACAAGUAAUGGAGACUUGGAUCAGAGCCCAGAGACAGUGUUCCAGAGGGACUCCUACACCAGUGGUCCCAUGACCAUCAACGUCCCAGAAUCCUGUGUCUCCCCAAAUGCUUUUUCUCCAACAACAGAAGGCGUCUUUGAAUCAGGACCAUACAAAGGGUCAGCCAGCCUGCCCACAUCUCCUGUGUUCGCUGUAGCUCCUAGCACGGCUGUUGCUAGUCGCCUGGCACGCUCUUUCAGCGAAUGUCAUGCUGAUAGAGGAACAAUGCCAGCACAGCAGAGUGGAGCUGUGGUCCCUUCUGAUGACAUCAGGAAUCCAGCCAUGGAAAAACUGGACCUUGUCAGAAAGUGGAGCAUCAACACUUACAAAUGUACCAGACAGAUCCUGUCAGAAAAGAUGGGACGCGGCUCGAGGACGGUUGACCUGGAGUUAGAGGCUCAAAUUGAUGUCCUGCGUGACAACAAGAGAAAGUACCAGAAUGUGUUGAAGCUGGCUCUGACGCUGGCCAAUCAGCUGGCCCAGAUGAUUAAAACACAGAGGCAGCUGGGUGACGCCUUUGCUGACCUCGGCCUCAAAUCACCAGAACUUCAUGAGGAGUUUGGCUACAAUGCGGAGACACAAAAACUUUUGUCCAGAAAUGGGGAGACCCUGCUGGGUGCCAUCAAUUUCUUCAUCUCCAGCGUGGACACGCUGGUAGACAAAACAAUCGAAGACACCAUGAUUAAUAUCAAACAAUAUGAACUGGCCAGGGUUGAGUAUGAUGCGUAUCGCACAGAUCUGGAGGAGUUGAAUUUGGGACCACGCGACUCCACCACUCUGCCUAAGAUCGAGCAGUGCCAGCAGAUGUUCCAGAUUCACCGCGAGAAGUAUGAGAGGAUGAGGAACAGUGUGGCAAUCAAACUUAAACUCCUGGAAGAGAACAAGGUGAAGGUACUGCAUAAUCAACUGGGUCUGUUCCACAAUGCCAUAUCUGCAUACUUUGCAGGGAACCAACAGCAACUGGAAGAGACACUCAAGCAGUUCCACAUCAAGUUGAAAGUCCCAGGUGGGGACAAUCCAUCUUGGCUAGAAGAGCACUCAACCUGAGAGGCUCCGUUAUAAGUUUUGACAAAACUUCUAAACAUCUCUUUUCCACUCCACACUUCAUUGUCUUUCAGAAUCUCUAAAUUGUAUCUCUUACAAUCAAAUCUACAAUCUGUUGAUAACUUGAUAUAUAAAAAAAUAUUUCCACCUGAGCAUAUAUUUCAUAUCCAAGGACAAACAUUUUUAUACCAUUUGAAGAAAAAUAACACACAUUUUAAAAAAAUCAUAGUUUUCUAUGUCAGCGUAUGAAUGUUGUAUCUCAGCACGGUAAAAGUGCUGCCUCUGCCAGGGCUGCCAUUUUUUAUUCACAUAAUUUACAUUAGAGUCACCAGCAAUCUGAGAUUAUUAAAAAAAAAGAUUCUACCGUGUGUUUAUAAAAGAGUUGAAAUGUGUUGUUAAAAAUGGGGGCAGCAUGACAUUCAUAGGUCUGAAAUAUGCACAUGUAAUAAAACCACUUUUUCUAGCAAAGUCAAAUUCGUUUGACAUUCUGCACAGUUCAGUGUCUAUAUGACCAAAGCUAAAAGCUGAUACGUUUAGCAUGGCCUAAACUUAAAAUGGGAAACGGGCAGAGUCGGGUGGGCUUAAACUGCAUAUUAUUUAAAGACAAUUAUAUGUUACUAAUACAAAACCAAAGUGGAAAAAAAAUAUGGUUUUAUGGGACAUUUUGAAAUGUAGGUAGAGACAACCAGUUAGCUAAAUCUUGGCAUAAGGGCUAAGCUAACUGGCUGCUGGUUUUUGGUUUCACAGACAGGUAUAUUUGGUAUUAUAUGGCUCUUGUUAUAUACAAAUUAUCAAAUGGUUUAUUUAAAUAAGAAAUAAGAAAAAAAAUCAUGUUUUGUUGCAAUUGUGACCUUUUCCUACUUGUAUUGUAAUGUGUCCUGGGUCAUGUGACUGAAGCACACUGAGAUUCAAGGCCGCCGGCUGUAUGUGUGGGUCGGUGGCUUUGACAGCAGUGAAAGACUGUUGUCUCGUGUUAAAUCUUUUUAACUUUUACAAAAGCCCACAGAUGGGUUUGUUUUCAGGGCAUUUUCCUCAACUAAACAAACACAAAGAAAUGAGGUCGUUGUUUAAAUCCUGGAAGUUGUUGUUGUUGUUCUUGCCUGUAACCUGUAAACAAUAGCACUCCUUUUGAUCCCAGCAAAUUUAAACGGUUUAUUUUGCAUAGAGAGUGAAGGAGUGUCAUGUGAUUAUAAGUGGACACACGUCAAAGUCUGGAAUAUUGAUCGGUCUUUUCAAUAUUACCAGCUUUUGUUUUAGCUUUAGAACAUGACUGGACAUUUACAUCGGUGAUCAUCGUAAAUUCAAAAAGAAAAUGAAGCACCAGCCUUGUGUGAUUUAAAUGUGCCUUGACUUAACAAACUAGUUAUACUUCCUUAUUACUGGUUUUAUUAUAUAAACACCAUUCACUACCAGCUUUUCCAGGACCAACUCUUGAUGAAAGAGAAUGGACAAAAAAAGCACACUCCAAGGAUAUAGAUGAAACCUAUAUCAUGUUUAAACACUCAAAGAUGACAGCUGUGUUUUUUAAAGUACAAAAACAUUAACUUCAGAAAGUAUGCUGUUGUUAAUGGUAUUUAUCCACAUUGCACAUGUGCACAUUUAUGCAUUUGAUACUAUUUACAGAGACUUGUAAAAACCGCAUGUUAUAUACGAUUAAGACCAAAAUACAAAGAAAACUCUUUUUUUUGUAAUUUUAAAAGACCAGCAUCUGUUGCUAUAGCUGCUAACGGUUUCUACUAUUGGACUCCAUAAAGUAUAUAUUACAAAGAGGACGGCGUUCUCUGGGAGAAUUUACAUAGUGACUUUGUCUUCAUUUGUCAGAUUUGUAAACCUUAUUCAACGAUCUCUUUUCCCCUGAAAUACAGUAGAUGGCUAUAUAUUCGUAGAAUUUUAUCUUUGUGGAUAUAAUCUGUGACCAAUGCAGCUGUAAAGGCCUGAAUAAUAGAACGCUCGCACUGUGUAGUAGUCUUUAUCUUUUGUAAGAAUGAAACAUUUACAAAUGUUUAAAGGUUUUGGAAUGUGGUGUUUCCUCUUUGGGAAAAUAAAAGCUUCUUUUCUUUAA
This is a messenger RNA of Cynoglossus semilaevis (tongue sole), 5389 nucleotides long. It is a transcript of the gene arfip1, whose product is annotated as ADP-ribosylation factor interacting protein 1 (arfaptin 1). Gene Ontology annotation, cellular component: trans-Golgi network membrane. NCBI's taxonomy places the organism in Eukaryota, Metazoa, Chordata, Actinopteri, Pleuronectiformes, Cynoglossidae. Gene Ontology annotation, molecular function: phospholipid binding; protein domain specific binding. Bases 1795 to 3330 code for a protein of 511 amino acids. The transcript is spliced from 10 exons. Gene Ontology annotation, biological process: intracellular protein transport; regulation of Arp2/3 complex-mediated actin nucleation. The record is from RefSeq and is a predicted model, not a curated record.